GCAAACAUGGCUCACUUCACGGUGCGCUCACUGCCGUUUGUGCUGCUCCUCUGCUCGUCUCGCAGCUCUGAGGCCUACAGACCCGUCUUCAUCGUGCACGGACUCUUCGAUGGGCCAAAACAAUUCAAAACACUCACCAACUUUAUCCAGAAGGUCCACCCCGGCACACAGGUCACCAUUCCAGACCUGUACCCUGAUGUCCUCAGUGUUUGGCCUUUGUGGACUCAAGUCAAAGUCUUCAGAUCGAAACUGGAACCCUUACUGAAGCAGGCCGAAGAGGGGGCCCAUCUGCUCUGCUUCUCUCAAGGUGGGGUGAUCUGCAGAGCGCUGCUGUCUGUGAUGCCCAGUCAUAACGUCCACUCGUUCAUCUCUCUGUCGGCUCCUCUGGCUGGACAGUACGGAGACACAGAUUAUUUAAAGAAGAUUUUCCCCAAAUACCUGAAAAAAAGAAUCUACAAAGUGUGUUACAGCAGACUGGGCCAGGAGCUCUCCAUCUGUCAGUACUGGAACGAUCCCCAUCACAGAAACAAAUACCUGAAAUAUAACAACUUCCUGCCAAGGAUCAACGGAGAGAUACAACAUAACUAUACAAACGUCUGGAGGGAGAACUUCAUGAAGAUAAAGAAGCUGGUUCUGGUCGGGGGUCCAGAUGAUGGGGUCAUCACUCCGUGGCAGUCCAGUCAGUUUGGUUUCUACAACAUUAAUGAAAAUGUGUCCACAAUGAGGAACCGAGAGUAUUACCGCAGUGACGUGUUUGGGCUGAAGACGUUGGACACUCGUGGGGACGUGUCUGUGUGUGUUCAGUCUGGAGUGGGUCACGUUCACUGGCACCAAAACUACUCAGUGUUCAGCAGCUGUAUCCAGCAGUGGCUCACCUGAACCAGCGCUGCCACAUUGGAUUUCAGGAUUUGUCACAUUUGAGAACCCGUCCUGUUCAGCAAAAAAAACACCUGCCAUCGUUUUGUCGCAGAAAACAUUUUCAUUUAGCCGAAUAUUUGAAUAAACAUGUUCUGUAAAACAUCUGGUAAAACGCAGAACAGUGUUUUCAUCACACAUAAAAAUGAAUCUCAUCAGUGGUCGACUACAGCCUCGACUACGACAAGAACAGCUGCAAACACAAAACCUGAGACUCAAACAUCGAAGAAUUAAAUCUGUGCAACAGCUGAACACUGAGAGGACUGAACAUAGAGGACGUGUGUUCAUUUGUGCACAGACCUGAACUCCUCCAUAAAACUGGACACAAGUAAAAGUCCUGAACAGUUCCUCGUGUUAUUGCAAUGAUUGGUUUGACAACAAAAACAGCCAAAUGAAGUUGCUUAUGUAUUAGGAAUGUAACAAUAACAGAAAUAUCAUAAUAUCGUAUCAUCAAAGUUCUUACAAUAACAUCGUGGACCAUCACAAUAUAUCGAAUUACAAGUGUCUUUGCUUGAAUGAAGAGUUAUGGUGCAACAGCAGCUAAAAAAAGACAGAGGGAACUACAUAGACCAUGAUCCUUUGCUCCAUUUCAGUGUAGACUACAAGAAGAAAUAACAGUUCGAACACUUUUAAGUCUCUGGAUUAAGUCUUGUCAUGGCAUUUUAAAAGGAAAAAGUCUCAUAUUAGCCUCCAUAAAAUAUAUUGCUACAUCUCUAAUCGCGAGCCUCCCACCAUCACAAUAUUGGACCGUGAGGUUCAUACUGGGACAAUACCGUCUCAUGAGACUUGAAUAUCCUUACACACCUAUGUUUCUAUCAUUCUGUUUCCUUUGUUAGGUUUGAUUUACACUGUUAUUUCAUGUUUCCAUUGUUUUUUUGUUUUUUUCCCCAUCUGUGGUAUGAACUUGAAUGUUGUUGAAUGUUGUUGUAGAAUGGUGUUCAUUAAAUGAUCAAUCUUUUUUCAGUGAAGCAAAUUUAUUUUAGUUUAUUGAGCAUAAUUUGGGAGGGUUUUAGCUUCAUAUGAGACAUUUCUAAAACCAAUCGAUUAAUUUAAAGUCAAGUUAUAAGCUUUUGUUUCUACAAAAUGGAUAAGCGACAAGACUUUUGUCAGGGACUGUAUAUAUAUAUAUAUAUAUAUAUAUAUAUAUAUAUAUAUAUAUAUACACACACACACACCAUUAGCAAUUGAGAUUUUGGAGAAAUACUGAAAUCAUUAAUUCAUUAUUUGUUUCCAAAACCAAAAUGAAAAUGCAGAUAACGACUGUUUCUCAUUUCUGUGACUUAAAGUGCAAAGCCGGACUUUUGCACUGUAUACGGACUGAACCAGGACUGAACCAGAACUGAACCAGUACUGAACCAGUACUGAGUGUCGGGACGGGCUCAGAGGUGCGCCCGCAUAGACUGCCGGGUGAUCAGGACUGAGACCGGGACCAGACCAGGUCUGAGACCAGUUCAGACCUGCUUCAGUCCUGGUUUAGUAUUGGUUUAGUCUUGGUUUAGACCUGGUUUAGCCCUGGUCCAGUCCUUGUUUAGACCUGGUUUAGUCUUGGUUUAGUUUUGGAUUAGUCCUGGUUUAGUCCUGGUAUAGACCUGUUUUAAUCCUGUUUUAGUCCUGGUUCAGUCCGGCAUCUCAGUUUAAGUCAUGUAAAUGGGAAACGGUCAUUAUCCAUUUUUUCCUCUAUUCAUUUAAACACAAAAUUGAAAACUAAAAAAAAAAACAAAUUGAUCCAUCUUUUCAUUUUGGUUUUGGAGACAAAUCAUGAAGAACAUAGCUGUUUUUUUGUUUUCUUACGAAUGAAUGACACACAGACUCUCCACAGACCUUCAGUCGAAUCAUCUGGAUCAGUCCUGGAACGGCCAAUCUCGUCUGAACUAAAGGUAAAAGGAGCUGGUGACUUGGAAACUCCUGCAUCACAAGGUGGAGCAGAGCAUUUAGAGUUUUGGACUUGUAAAAAUACUCAAACAUGUGGGAAUGAAACAAAACACAACUCUGAGGAUGGUUUUGAUGUGGUAAAAUAUUGUGGUACAUUUUGAUUAUUUUCAUUGCACUGAAAACCUUUAUUACUAUGAGCGAGUUUGUAUCUCCACAAACUUGUCUCUUAUGCUUGUUACCAUGGAAAUGUCAGUCCUUGGGCUGUAAUCUUCCACAGUAUGGCAUUAAAUGAUUACAGUUUUGCAUCAGUUAA
Molecule: messenger RNA, 3100 nt
Organism: Boleophthalmus pectinirostris (great blue-spotted mudskipper)
Lineage: Eukaryota; Metazoa; Chordata; Actinopteri; Gobiiformes; Gobiidae
Product: lysosomal thioesterase PPT2-like
Exons: 8
Coding region: 7-879 (290 amino acids)
Cellular component (GO): lysosome
Molecular function (GO): thiolester hydrolase activity
Source: RefSeq, a predicted model, not a curated record